Molecule: messenger RNA, 300 nt
Organism: Penicillium subrubescens
Lineage: Eukaryota; Fungi; Ascomycota; Eurotiomycetes; Eurotiales; Aspergillaceae
Exons: 1
Coding region: 1-300 (99 amino acids)
Source: RefSeq, a predicted model, not a curated record
AUGUUCGUCAACAUAUACUUUGAGGCCGCAGACAGCCAUCUAACCGACUACGCCCUUCUAGAGGUCAUGCUAUUGCGCCUCGAGAACGGCAAGGCCAGUCUGACCCUCGAUCCUGAAGACGAGGAGAUCGCAAAUUGUUUCUCAUUCGAGAUAGCCGGAUCCUGCCAGGCAUGGGCCUACGCUGCUGCGAUCCACAAGGUGUCGUCUUGGGUGCGGCGUGUGCAUAAGCAUGGUCUUCCGUUCGAUCGUGCGGAUGUUUUUCAAGUUGGUUUGGGUUUGAAUAUUCCGAUGUCGCGGUAA